GCAUAUACUGGCCAAGCCCGGUAACACCGGCUCCGUGUGACGUACACAGUGAUGACGUUGAGGAGGCACCGAAGCCCCGCCCACAUACGCGGGUCAGGGGGUAACGUAGAACGGUCCGGUGACAUCACAUCUACCUCAUCGGGUUGCCACGCCUAGUGCCCCGUAAGUCCGGCAGCCUGAUCUCGGGGAGCGGCAUGACCAGGGACGGCAACGGCACCAUGAAGCGGGAGCUACUGCGGCACUCAGUCAGGGGCCAGCUCAAUAGUAUUUCACCAUUCUUGAAAGAGGAACUGGAGCAUAAUGAGUGACCGAUAUGGAAGGCCAAAUCACAUCAUUUCAAGUGAACACCCAGUAAAGUGGGACAUUGAAUUGAAUGCAAUUCAGUCUGACCAGUUCUUAUCGCUUUUGUUGAGCAUGGUUCCUUUAGUGUGCCAAAAAGGCCAGGAAGACAGGCUGAAGAAAGUCAAUGCAUCCUCACCGGCAGGACAUGGUUUUAACAUCCGACCUGACCAGCACCUUGAGUACCAUCACUUCUCCGAGCCAGGCUAUCUAGGAAAUGGCACACACUGCUCAAACAUUUGCAGUACAAGUUAUGACUAUGACAGUUAUGAUUACUGUGAUGGGAGGGAUGUAUCAGAAUCUGAAGCAAUGCUGCAAGACAGUCGGACACCUGGAGACGGGGACACGGACUCCCUGGUUGAGGGAAGUAAAAAGUUGCCAAAAGAAUCUAGCCUUACCAUGGCACUCCAAAUACUUGUGCCAUUCCUCCUAGCAGGGUUUGGAACAGUGUCUGCUGGAAUGGUUCUGGACAUUGUACAGCAUUGGGAAGUAUUUAAGAAUCUUACAGAAGUGUUCAUCCUGGUUCCUGCACUUCUAGGCCUUAAAGGAAACCUAGAAAUGACAUUAGCAUCUAGGCUCUCAACUGCAGUAAAUGUUGGGAAGAUGGAAUCCCCUAUUGAGAAGUGGAAUCUGAUUAUUGGUAAUCUAGCUUUAAAACAGGUACAAGCAACAGUGGUUGGGUUUUUGGCUGCUGUUGCAGCAGUUAUAUUAGGCUGGAUUCCAGAGGGCAAAUAUCGCCUUGACCAUGCAAUACUCCUGUGCUCCAGCAGUGUGGCUACUGCCUUCAUAGCAUCACUUCUUCAAGGUAUAAUUAUGGUAGGAGUGAUUGUUGGAUCGAAGAAAACAGGAAUAAAUCCAGACAAUGUUGCCACACCUAUUGCUGCCAGUUUUGGGGACCUUAUCACACUUGCCAUAUUGGCAUGGAUAAGCCAGGGCCUUUAUAGCUGCAUCGAUUCAUAUUCCUUUAUCUCCCCUUUGGUUGGAUCUUUCUUCCUGGCACUAACCCCAAUAUGGAUUGUGGUGGCUUCAAAACAUCCUGCAACAAGAAUUGUUCUGCACUCUGGCUGGGAGCCAGUCAUUACUGCGAUGCUCAUUAGCAGUGUUGGUGGCCUUAUACUUGACACAACUGUAUCCAACCCGAAUUUGGCUGGGAUUGUGGUUUACACACCUGUUAUAAACGGUAUUGGAGGAAACCUAGUAGCCAUACAGGCCAGCAGAAUUUCUACCUAUUUGCAUUUACACAGCAUUCCUGGAGAGCUGCCAGAGGAGACUACAGGGUGUUACCAUCCUUGUAGGACCUUUUGUGGAACAGGAGUGAAUAAGAAAUCGGCUCAAGUUCUUAUCUCCCUUGUCAUCCCUGGACACUUAAUUUUUUUAUACACCAUCUAUUUAAUGAAAAGUGGUCACACAUCCCUGACUCCUAUCUUUAUUGUGGUUUAUUUGUUGCCAGCUCUACUACAGGUAUUUGCUUUGCUGUGGAUCGCAGACUGGAUGGUGCAUCACAUUUGGAGGAAGGGAAAGGACCCAGACAGUUUUUCCAUUCCUUAUCUCACUGCAUUGGGAGAUCUCUUAGGAACUGCUUUACUUGCCAUCAGUUUCCAUGUUCUUUGGCUUAUUGGGGACAGAGAUGGGGAUGUUGGAGACUGACACAUUUUGGAAACACAACCUCAUGCUGUGGAGAUUCCACUGCUUGCAAAAUGAUUCCUGAAAAGCCUAGGAACAUAAAAUAAAUGCAAAUCCAAUUAAACAAGAGAAGAUAAUUGUAUUUAAAGUUUUAGAAUAUAUAAUAUUGUUUCUACAAAAUGAUAUUAAUGAAUGGCUUUCAUGAUUGAUAGGUAAUGGGGGAAUUGUGUAUUUGCCAAAUGCACUUUACAAUGCACGUUUUAAGGCUUUAUAAUUUAAUUUUGUAAAUUUUUGUGUUGCCUUUUUUCUGGUUCAAGGUUAUGUUUCUUUAUUUCAUGUUAGUUUUUUUUAGUUUUUUUAAAUAAAUAAACGUUAAUAGCAUUAGUGAUGAGGUACUUCUUAAUUUUAUUAUUAGUUUUUUUCAUUACAAAUUUGUUUGACUUUUUCAAUUGUAUGUGUUUGCAUUUAGUAAAUUAUAGUUUGUUAUUUUAGGGCAUAUGCAUCUCUUGGUUGUAAAAGCCACCUAUGCUUAGUGUAGGCUUAUGUUGCAAGUUUAUUGUUCACAAAAUGUUUAGCCAAAUCAAAUGUUGCAGAUCUUUCAGUAAGUUGUAGUUACACUCAACAGUGUACAAUUUCAGCAAAUUAAUAUAUUUCCAAAUAAUCUAUAUUUUGUACAUAAACAUUUAUUAAGUUCCAGUGCAUUUGCCAUUAAAGUGUUAUUAAGUUUAGAUUUACAUUUCCUACAAAAGAGCCUCAGGGGGAAAAGUUUAUUGUGUGAAGUAUUUUGUGACUAGAUCUUGUUAUGUGAAAAUAAUCAGUACUUGGGAAACAUAUACAAGGGGGUUAUUUUGCUUCUAUGGUACGUGGGGUAAAAAAAAAGGACCAUGGCAUUGAGAUACAGCAAAGGUCCUGACACUAAAAUACAAUAAAAAUGGGGACAAAUGUAAUUGCUUCCGAUUUGUCUAAAGUGACAAUUUUUCAAAAAUGUUGCCACAGGAUUUAAAGGGGCCAAUUUUUAAAUUAUUUGUCCUAUAGUGUGAAAAGUGAGUUUUAAUUAAUUUUCCAAAACAUAUGGUUCAAGGGUGAAAGCAAGUAAUGUUGCAUGGUAGAGUUUGUUUCAUACUAUAGGGAAGAUAGGAACAACUGCGUUUUGCAUAAAUUCUGUACACAUUUAUCUUUAUUUUUUUUAAUUCUCUUAAAUUUAAAUUGUUUGAAAAUGUUUACUUGAGAAUAUUUAGUGUCAAAUGGUAUUACGUUUACUGUCCUACAAAUAUCUUUAUAAUUUGCUAGCUGGUAUAUUGACUGAACAUUAAAACUUGACAGACAGGGGUAGGGGUUGAGACUUUUAUUACUUAAUUUGGUGGAACAGAUAACUGUUAUAAUCAGACUAUUACUACACAGAAAUAAGACCGAAUUAUACCAAUAAAGUUCUGUGACCACAUUCA
Pseudophryne corroboree (corroboree frog) is the source of this 3407-nucleotide messenger RNA. RefSeq names its product solute carrier family 41 member 2 (gene SLC41A2). NCBI's taxonomy places the organism in Eukaryota, Metazoa, Chordata, Amphibia, Anura, Myobatrachidae. The transcript is spliced from 11 exons. Gene Ontology annotation, cellular component: plasma membrane. Bases 301 to 1986 code for a protein of 561 amino acids. Gene Ontology annotation, molecular function: monoatomic cation transmembrane transporter activity. Gene Ontology annotation, biological process: monoatomic cation transport. The record is from RefSeq and is a predicted model, not a curated record.